Molecule: messenger RNA, 1551 nt
Organism: Spathaspora passalidarum NRRL Y-27907
Lineage: Eukaryota; Fungi; Ascomycota; Pichiomycetes; Serinales; Debaryomycetaceae
Exons: 1
Coding region: 1-1551 (516 amino acids)
Biological process (GO): protein neddylation
Cellular component (GO): cytoplasm
Molecular function (GO): NEDD8 activating enzyme activity
Source: RefSeq, a predicted model, not a curated record
AUGGUCGUUAUCGAUAAAGAGACUAGAUACGACAGACAGCUACGGUUAUGGGCAACUGCUGGACAGUCAAGAUUAGAGCACUCCCACAUUUGCCUCUUGAAUGCUACCCCAACCGGUUCGGAAAUAUUAAAAAACUUAAUUCUACCCGGAAUAGGUAAGUUUACCAUUAUUGACAAUAGAUUAGUUACUCAAGUGGAUUUACUGAGUAACUUCUUCUUGAAACGAGAGGAUUUAGGUACCCCCAUAGCUAGUGCAAUCCAACACAACUUAAGCGAGUUGAACCAAGAAGCUCAGGGCUCGUCUAUUAUAAAGUCAAUUGAACAAAUUUUUGCUGAACCCGACACUUUUUGGGGUCAAUUCAGCGUCGUGAUUGUGAGCGAUUAUAUCCCUCAUUUGAAACGACUUAUUGACAUCCUUUGGUCGCGUGAAAUUCCACUUUUAAUCGUCAACUCCGUGGGGUUUUACGGAUCCCUAAACUUGAUAGCCACAGAAAUAAAUGUUAUUGAGACCCAUGAUCCGUCAAAAUUAUAUGAUUUACGAAUCGAUAAACCUUGGCCGGAGUUACAAGAAUUUUCUGAUUCGUUUGAUCUAGAUAAAUUGGAUGACACCGAACAUGCCCAUGUUCCUUACAUUGUUAUAUUCAUCAAAGCUUUAAAACAAUGGAAAAUAAAGCAUAAUGGCCAACCACCAAUUACAUAUCAAGAGAAAACCAUGUUUAGAAAUCUCAUUCAGUCAAUGCUGAGAAAUAUUCAAUUGGAAACCAAUUUCAUUGAAGCUUACAAUUCCUACCAUCGGGCAUUCCAGAAAACGGAAAUCCCUGAUUCAAUUAAAUCAUUAUUAUUCACUUCGCAAGAACGUAAACUAACACCAACAACAUCUAUAUUCUGGGUUUAUGUUGCUGCUUUACACAAAUUUGUUUCCCAUAAUAAUGGCCAAUUACCACUACCGGGAAAGUUACCAGAUAUGGCCCUGGAUACCAAUAAUUAUAUUAAAUUGCAAAAAAUAUACCAUAAAAAGGCUUUACAAGAUCAAGAAUUAUUUGCUAAUGAAGUUUACUCGAUUUUGGAUACUUUGCGAAGACCCAGGGAAGAAAUUUCCCGAGAAUCCAUUGCUACUUUUUGUAAGAAUGUUCAAUUAUUAUAUGUCACCAUUGGAUCGAAAUACUUAAGCAAUGAUAAGUUAGUUGAAGAGCUAUUCCGUGAUGGCGAUAGUACCAGCUCCCUUGCUGUUUAUUUCGGUGUCUUGACCUUCAAUCAUUUUGUUGACCAAUACAAAAGAUUCCCCAAGAUUGAUGAUCUUCCCCAAUUUAUUCAUCUUUUCACCAAGAUGUUCGGCCAAGCCAAUCCAUUACCUCAGUCGAUUGCAAACGUGUUUCAGGAGAUUUUACUGCAUAACACUCGGAAUUACCAUAAUUUAUGUAGCUUAAUGGGUGGAAUUGCUAGUCAAGAAGUGUUGAAAUUGACCACGUCUCAGUAUAUCCCCUUGGAUAACUUAUUUAUUUUUGAUGGAGUCAAAUCUACCAGUGAAAGGUUUAAGAUUGAUCCAUUGUAA